AUGUCCACUCUCCCGCACACGGAUGAGAAUGCGGUGUCCUCAAAUUUUGCGUAUUCUAAUGAUGCUCCAAUGGGUGUGAAAACCUCGGCUACGCAGAGAACCGCCUUAGGAGAUGUCACAGCGCGUGCAAACAUGCCGUCGGCCGUCUCUAAGGCUGCACAAAACUCCAAAAACCGAACAGGACUUUAUUCUCGCCCACUAAACACCCGGGAUACACCAGAACUUAUAGUCAUCCCAGAUGAAGAGGCACAAAAACAGCCAGAUUGGGAGCCUGAAGAUGUUAGUGGGUUAAUGGAGACCGAAAAUGGUGCUGGUGUUCUUGACGAUAACGAGUCAUCAUCGUCAGUGUCGUCAGACAACGAACCUUUGCUACUAGUCACUACCAACGUUGCGGCGUACUUAGUUGAGCGAGCGCGCUUACAGCUCCACAAAGACAAGCCAGAUCCGCUCGACGAGGAUACAUACGAUCUGGUUAUGGUUGUGGAGUACACGAAUGAAAUUUUCUCUUAUCUCCACGAAUUAGAAAACAAAUGGCGUCCUCAUCCUCGGUAUAUGCUUUUUCAGCCGGAACUGAAAUGGUCUUAUCGAUCUACUUUGAUCGACUGGAUAGUACAGGUUCAUGCUAGGUUUCAGCUUCUUCCUGAGACACUAUUUCUGACUGUCAACAUCAUCGAUAGGUUUUUGUCACGUAAAACCGUCACUUUAAACAGAUUUCAACUUGUAGGUGCAGCUGCACUCUUUCUGGCUGCCAAGUUUGAAGAAAUCAACUGUCCGACUAUCAAAGAAAUCCUAUACAUGCUGGAUAAUGCUUACUCCAAAGAUGAGCUUUUGAAAGCCGAACGAUAUAUGCUGAACACUUUGGAAUUUGAACUGGGUUGGCCCGGUCCCAUGUCGUUUUUACGGCGUGUAAGCAAAGCAGAUGACUACGAAUACGACAUACGAACGUUGGCCAAGUAUCUACUGGAAACGACCAUAAUGGACUCGCGCUUGAUAUCUGCACAACCAAGUUGGCUGGCCGCAGGUGCUUAUUACCUAAGCCGAGUUAUACUCGGCUUCAAUGACUGGACUCAGCACCAUAUUUUCUACUCCAAUUACACCACAGAACAGCUUUUACCGCUGGCCACGGUAAUGUUAGAGAACUGUAGGCACGCAAGUCAGAGGCAUCACGCGAUAUUCGAAAAGUACGGUGAACGCCGUCAUCGUCGGUCUUCUUAUAUUGUGGCCCGGUGGAUCGCCAUGGCCGAGGAACGCGCUACUUGA
This is a messenger RNA of Lachancea lanzarotensis, 1260 nucleotides long. Its product is annotated as LALA0S05e08438g1_1. Gene Ontology annotation, cellular component: cytoplasm; cyclin-dependent protein kinase holoenzyme complex; nucleus. The coding region runs from base 1 to 1260 and encodes 419 amino acids. Gene Ontology annotation, molecular function: cyclin-dependent protein serine/threonine kinase regulator activity. The transcript has a single exon. The record is from RefSeq and is a predicted model, not a curated record. Gene Ontology annotation, biological process: mitotic cell cycle phase transition; regulation of cyclin-dependent protein serine/threonine kinase activity. Lineage: Eukaryota; Fungi; Ascomycota; Saccharomycetes; Saccharomycetales; Saccharomycetaceae.